Molecule: messenger RNA, 1667 nt
Organism: Gopherus evgoodei (Goodes thornscrub tortoise)
Lineage: Eukaryota; Metazoa; Chordata; Testudines; Testudinidae
Gene: SPTSSB
Product: serine palmitoyltransferase small subunit B
Exons: 2
Coding region: 113-355 (80 amino acids)
Biological process (GO): endoplasmic reticulum organization; ceramide biosynthetic process
Cellular component (GO): serine palmitoyltransferase complex
Molecular function (GO): serine C-palmitoyltransferase activity
Source: RefSeq, a predicted model, not a curated record
CACACUUCUCCAUGCAGUAGGGAGCCCAGCAGCUUGGAGCAUCUCUCAUCCAGAACUAGUGUAAGACGCCUAGAAGCAGAGAUCAAGUUCCUAAAGCCACUAAAAGCUGAAGAUGGAUAUUAAGCAUGUGAAGGAUUAUCUUUACUGGCUAUACUAUCAAUACCUCCUGAUCACCUGUUGCUAUGUGUUGGAGCCCUGGGAGCAAUCCAUGUUCCAUACUAUUUUUAUUACUGUUUUUGCUAUGGUAGUGUACACAGCUUAUGUCUUUAUACCUAUCCACAUCCAUUUGGCUUUUGAGUUCUUCUCCCAGUUAUUUGGAGACCAACGUGAAAGUACUGUUGCCAUUAUGAACUGAAUUUGCCAGGGUUGAUGAUGCAACAGCUACUAUGUGAAAUGUCUUCUUCGACGUUGGGGUUGUUUGUUUAGAAAAAGUUUGCGUUUGCAGAAACAAUGCUUCCUCGUACAAAAGCUAGCCUGCAUAAUUACAAUAACUGAAAACCAGAAUAGUGCAUCACUCCUCACUGUAUAGUUGGUAUUUAAAUAAAACACGAGCACAGCUUUUAGUCUGUGACUGUGCAUCACCAACUUUGGAACACAUUACGUAAUAUUCAACUUGUCUACUGAGAAUAGUGUCCAUAUGUAGUAGAUCCUCAAUGUAGAGAAAAACGUUAUGUUCUUUAACAGUUAGAGACUUUAUUUAUUUAACACACUGUGUCUAGAAUCAUGAUUUUUACACACAUGGCUUUCACACUCAAUCAGAAUUUAAUUUUAAUAGCAUAUAUGAAAAUGAAUUGCAAACAGCAAUAAGUAUUAAUGACGAUAGUUGGUAGGAUAUUAUAUUUUUUGAAUACAAGAAAGCUUCUUCUCCCAGAAGGGUACAUGGCAACUACUUUGCAAAACAUGCAAUUCUUUUCCUCAUCCUAGUUUACAGUAUAUCAGAAAUGUGACUCAAAUAUAGCAGGACCCAAGCAGCUGAAGUCUGUCUUAGUAGUUUGCUAAUUUUUAAAAUGAACGGUGUCAUGAUAUAAAGGGAUGGUUUACAGCUUUUCUUUUAGAAAAUGAGAAAUCAAGACUAUACGAGCAUGAAUCCAAUUGUUAGUACUUAAGCUUCUCCUGCUGGAUUUAUGGUGAUUUAACUGUAAUGUUAAGAUAAUUUAUUAUACUGUAAGUAAUCUUGCAUUGUACUAAGCAUGACGUACCAAAUAUUUAGUGAAUCUGACUUGUUACACUCAACGUUGCUUGUUACAAAAAAUCAAUUUUUCCCCUUUCUACAACAAUUCAUUAGGGAAAGCAAAACAUGUGUUUGUGCUAAAGGAAGAUGAUCUAGUAAACAGUGUAAUUUUCUAAUAAUUGCAGAACUCUGAAGCAUUUAGAUGGAAGCUUUGAUACAGAGGCCUCCUUUUACAAAGGAUAAGUGAGAUUUAUUAAAACUGCCUUUGAAGAGUUUCUUAAACCAUGAAAGCUUUUUAUUGUACAGCUGAAUCAAACCUGAAUGCCAAAGAGCAAGCUAGAUAUGCAGAAUACAUACAUUCUGCAACUGGCACUCCUACUACUGAAAGCAAGAUUCAUAAAAUGUAAAUAGUUUUUGAAGUAUGUUUGCACAAUUAUAGCAUGCAGAGAUAUUGUAAUUUUAUCAAGGGGCAUUGGGGUCCUGCAUGAUAAAAAGA